GGGGCCGCGCGCUCUGUGAGGCGCCGGCCUGCGUGCGCGGCUGGAGGCGGCGGCCGGGGAUGCGGCGGCGCCCGGCCUGAGCCCGUUCCCGGCCAUGUCGGCGGCCAAGGAGAACCCGUGCAGGAAAUUCCAGGCCAACAUCUUCAACAAGAGCAAGUGUCAGAACUGCUUCAAGCCCCGCGAGUCGCAUCUGCUCAACGACGAGGACCUGACGCAGGCAAAACCCAUUUACGGUGGCUGGCUGCUCCUGGCUCCAGAUGGGACUGACUUUGAUAACCCAGUGCAUCGAUCUCGGAAAUGGCAGCGCCGGUUCUUCGUCCUCUACGAGCACGGCCUCCUGCGCUACGCCCUGGAUGAGAUGCCCACAACCCUCCCUCAGGGCACCAUCAACAUGAACCAGUGCACAGACGUGGUGGAUGGGGAGGGCCGAACGGGCCAGAAGUUCUCCCUGUGCAUUCUGACCCCCGAGAAGGAGCACUUCAUCCGGGCAGAGACCAAGGAGAUCAUCAGCGGGUGGCUGGAGAUGCUCACGGUCUAUCCCAGGACCAACAAGCAGAACCAGAAGAAGAAGCGGAAGGUGGAGCCCCCCACACCACAGGAGCCAGGGCCGGCCAAGAUGGCUGUCACCAGCAGCAGCAGCAGCAUCCCCAGUGCUGAGAAGGUUCCCACCACCAAGUCCACCCUCUGGCAGGAAGAAAUGAGGGCCAAGGACCAGCCCGAUGGGAGCAGCCCGAGUCCGGCCCAGAGUCCCAGCCAGAGCCAGCCUCCUGUGGCCGGCACCCUGAGGGAGCCAGGGCUGGAGAGCAGAGAUGAGGAGGGCACCACAGGCAGCGAGCGUGCGGACUGUGGCCGCAAAGUCCGGGUGGAGAGCGGCUACUUCUCGCUGGAGAAGACCAAGCAGGACGUGAAGGCCGAGGAGCAGCUGCCGCCGCCGCUCUCCCCGCCCAGCCCCGGCACUCCCCCCAACAGGUACAGUGGCUUCGGCCCGCCCUCCCGGGAGCUUGGCCGCCCCCUUCCUCCCCCAGGUCCUCAGCCCUCUGGCCGAACCGUCUGCAGCGGCUCCUUCAGCUCCCUGGACACAGCCCGCCGGCCCCCUGCCCACGUGGACUCUGGCAGCGCUGGGGGGCGGGGUGCAGAGAGACCGGGGCACGCCUCUGCCUUUAAAGCCAGCAGGCAGUAUGCCACCCUGGCCGACGUCCCUAAGGCCAUCAGGAUCAGCCACCGAGAAGCUUUCCAGGUGGAGAGAAGGCGGCUGGAGCGUAGGACCCGGGCCCGAAGCCCUGGGAGGGAAGAGGUGGCCCGUCUGUUUGGCAACGAGCGGAGGAGGUCCCAGGUAAUAGAGAAAUUUGAGGCAUUGGACAUCGAGAAGGCAGAGCACAUGGAGACCAACGUGUCAGCCGGGCCCUCGCUGUCAAGCGACACUCGCCAGGGCCGGAGCGAGAAGAGGGCCUUCCCCCGGAAGCGGGACCUCCCCAGCGAAGCUCCUCUCCCGGACGCCUCGGCCUCCCCCCUGUCUCCACACCGAAGAGCCAAGUCACUGGACAGGAGGUCCACGGAGCCCUCCCUGACGCCCGACCUGCUGAACUUCAAGAAAGGCUGGCUGACCAGGCAGUAUGAGGAUGGCCAGUGGAAGAAACACUGGUUUGUCCUUGCUGAUCAAAGCCUGAGGUUCUACAGGGACUCGGUGGCUGAGGAGGCGGCAGACUUGGAUGGGGAGAUCGACUUGUCUACAUGUUACAAUGUCACGGAGUACCAAGUGCAGAGAAACUAUGGCUUCCAGAUCCAUACAAAGGAGGGCGCCUUCACCCUCUCCGCUAUGACGUCUGGAAUCCGGCGGAAUUGGAUCCAGACCAUCAUGAAGCACGUCCACCCGAUCUCUGCCCCAGACGUGACAAGCUCGCUGCCGCAGGGCAAAGACCGGAACAGCUCCCCCUCGGAGAUGAGGCUGCGGGAGAAGCAGGACGGGGAGCCCGGGGAGCCAGACCCCGAGCAGAAGCGGAGCCGGGCCCGUGAGCGCAGGCGGGAGGGCCGCUCCAAGACCUUCGACUGGGCCGAGUUCCGCCCCAUCCAGCAGGCCCUGGCCCAGGAGAGAGCCGGCGCCCCGGGGCCUGCCACCCCCCGGCCCGAGGCGGAGCCCGGCGAGCUGGAGAGGGAGCGUGCGCGGAGGCGGGAGGAACGGCGCAAGCGCUUUGGGGCGGUGGACGCGGCCGACGGGCCCAGCAUCGAUGACACGGCCCUGCGCAUGGAGGUCGACCGGGGCCCGGGGCCGCCCGCAACCGCCGACCUCAGGACCCAGAACGUGCACGUGGAGAUCGAGCAGCGGUGGCAUCAGGUGGAGACCACCCCUCUCCGGGAGGAGAAGCAAGUGCCCAUCGCCCCCCUGCACUUGUCCUCCUCCGAGGAUGGAAGCGACCGAUUGUCCACUCCCGAGCUGACCUCUGUGCUGGAGAAGGAGUUGGAGCAGAGCCAGAAGGAGGCCUCAGACCUUCUAGAGCAGAACCGGCUGCUGCAGGACCAGCUGAGGGUGGCUCUGGGCCGGGAGCAGAGCGCCCGGGAGGGCUAUGUGCUGCAGACUGAAGUGGCCGCCUCCCCGUCCGGCGCCUGGCAGAGGCUCCACAGAGUCAACCAGGAUCUGCACGGCGAGCUGGAGGCCCAGUGCCAGCGCCAGGAGCUCAUCACGCGGCAGAUCCAGGCCCUGAAGCGCAGCUACGGGGAGGCCAAGGACGCGAUCCGGCACCACGAGGCCGAGAUCCGGAGCCUCCAGGCGCGGCUUGGCAAUGCCGCCGCCGAGCUCACCAUCAAGGAGCAGGCGCUGGCCAAGCUCCAGGGCGAGCUGAAGCUGGAGAAGGACAAGGCCCGCGCGCAGCUGGAGGAGCGGCAGCACAGCGAGGCCGCGCUCAACGCCCAGCUGCGCGCCAGCGAGCGGGAGCUCCAGAGCGCGGAGGCCCUGCUGCUGGGCAGGACGCAGGAGCUGCGGGACCUGCAGAGGCAGCAGGCGCUGCAGCGGGACCGGCAGAAGGAAGUGCAGCGGCUGCAGGAGCGCGUCGCCGACCUCAGCCAGCAGCUCAGCGCCAGCGAGCGGGCCCAGAGGCUGAUGGAGGAGAAGCUGCAGCGGAACUACGAGCUGCUGCUGGGGAGCUGUGAGCGGGAGAAGCGGGAGCUUCUGCAGAGCCUGAAGGAGGCGGAGGACAGGGCCAGCGCCUUCGAGGACCGGCUCCAGGACCACGAGCAGCAGGUGGAGGUCCUGCAGAAGGAGAAGCUGAGCGCCCAGUCCGAGGGCAGCGAGGCGGUGCGCCGGCUGGAGGAGCAGCUGGAGAGGAAGGAGGCCAGCAUCCAGAAGCUGGCCGAGCACGUCCAGAGCCUCCGAGACGAGCGGGACCUGAUCCGGCAGCGCUUCCAAGAGCUGAUGGGCCGCGUCACCUCGUCCGACGGGGACGUGGCUGCGCUUCAGGAGAAGCUGAAGGGGAGGGAGGCUGACUACCAAAGCCUGGAGCACUCCUACAGGAGGGUGGCCAGCCAGCUCCAGGGCGCGCACACGCGGCUCCAGGAGAAGGAGGAGGAGCUGAGGCGCAUCCAGGACGCGCACGAGCAGGCGCUCGAGAGGAAAGAGCGGGGUCUCCAGGAUGUGCUGGUUAAGAUGGCUGUCUUGGGGAGCAGCUUAGAGGAAACAGAAGUGAAGCCCCAGGCCAAGGAAGAGAUCGUAAGGCAGUUGGCCAGGGAGUCCUCAGAGGACGCCGAGGAGCCACGGAGCUCCUUGGAAGAAGCCGAGGAGGAGGACGGCGUCGCACGUUCGGGCCCACAGCUCCAGGCUGCCGGCGCACCUCCGGGGGCUGCCCUGGGGGAGGGGCACGGGGACAGCAGCCCCAGGAGAGAAGAGAGCCCAGUGCCCCCAAGGUCAGAAGCGUCCGACAGGGAGGGGCACCUGCAGAGCACCUCAAAACCCGACCAGGGAGCACCCGGCCUUAAGAGGCAAAGAAUCCGGUUCUCCACAAUCCAGUGCCAAAAGUACACCCACCCUGACGGGUCUGAGAGGACCUGGGCCAGCAGCACGUCCUCUGACACCAGUCAGGACCGCUCCCCCUCGGAGGAAAGCAUGUCGUCGGAGGCCACCCCCGGCUCGCUCCCAGCGACCAGCGACUCGGACACCUACCUUUCCAUCAUCCACUCCCUGGAGACCAAGCUCUACGUCACCGAGGAGAAGCUCAAAGACGUGACGGUGAAGCUGGAGAGCCAGCAGGGCCAGAGCCAGGAGGCCCUGCUGGCUCUGCACCAGCAGUGGGCUGGCACCGAGGCGCGGCUGCGCGAGCAGCUCCGUGCCAGCCUGCUCCAGGUUGCCGCGCUGGCCUCCCAGCUGGAGCAGGAGAGACAGGCGAGGGCGGAGGUGGUUGAGAACCACGUCGAGGAGCUCGGUGACUUCCAGGUGAAAAACAGCCAGGCCCUGGCUUGCCUGGAAAGCUGCCGAGAACAGCUGCGGUCUCUGCCGGGUGACGCAGGGGCGGGGCUCCUGGCCGGCCUGGAGAGCUUGCUGGUCGGCGCCAUCCAGGCCCUGUGUCACCAGCCGGCUCCCCCAGGGGAGGCGGGCUUCUUGGAGGAAGAGAAAGCGGCCUCACGGCAGCCAGCACACCUGCCGGAGCCGAGCGAGCAGGAACAGCUCCAGCUCCUUUCUGAUCAGAUAGCCCUGGAGGCCACGCUGAUAGGCCAGAUAGCAGACUCACUGAGGAACACAAGCUCGGAUGUCUCGCACGUGCUCCUCGAGGUCUCUCAGUCCGGAAAGUGGCCGCUGGAGUCCGAAAGUGCCGUGGCCUGUCCUGGGGCCCCAGUGGAUGCCUGGGCCAAGAAGGUGCUGGUGGAUGGAGAAUUCUGGAGCCAGGUCGAGUCCCUGAGCCGGCACCUGGAGACGCUGGGCGGAGAGGCAGCCAGCGCCUCGGGAGGUGGGCGGCCGAGCGCCCCGCCAGCCCCGGUCCCCGCCCUGGCCGACGCCACGUGGGUCAGGGCGGAGCUCAGCCUUGCCGUGCAUUCGAUGAGGGGGUCCCUCCACCACAGGCUGCAGAGCAUCCAGGAGACCCUCCAGGGCACACAGGCAGCCCUGCAGCAGCACAAGCGCAUGCUGGGGGAUAUCCUAGGGGCCUACCAGACACCCGACUUCGAGAGAGUGAUGCUGCAGGUCUCGGAAACCCUCCAGCUUCCAGCAGGUGCCGGAGAUGGUGUCCAGGUGUCCUGGACUGGGAGCCCGCCGGAAGAAGUACCGAGUCAUCAGGACCCAGCUGGCUCGCCGGCUCUCUGUCCCUUGUCCAGCCAGAGCUCUGGGGCCUUGGUUGCUAUUCAGGAAGAGCUCGCCCUGCAGCUUAAAGAUAAGGCCAGUCUGUUGGGAGAGAUCUCUGCCACUUUAACCUCACUUCUCUCUGUGGAGGCAGUGCGAGACUGUCAGAAGCUUCUCCAGGCAUCCCGGCAUCUCUCCCGUAGCGCUUGCCUGGGAGGCCUCGGCCAGUAUUCUUCCUUAUUAGUUCAAGAUGCGAUUAUUCAGGCUCAGGUGUGUUACACAGCCUGCAGGAUCCGGCUGGAGUAUGAAAAGGAGCUCCGGGGCUACAGGGAGUCCUGGUCGGGCAGGGGGGCCUCCUGUCAGGGGCAGGAGCAAGCAGUGGGGGCCCUGAGGGAGGAGUACGAGGAGCUUCUCCGCAAGCAGAAGAGCGAGUACCUGGAGGUGAUCGCCGCCAUUGAACGGGAGAACGCGGAGCUCAAGACCAAGGUCGCCCAGCUCGACCAGCAGCAGAGGCGUCUGGAAGAGGGGCAGCGUGAGCGCGGCGAGAGCCUGGCUGCCCCACGAGGGUGGUCUGAGGAGUGGAAGGUCAGCUACACAGGGGAGCGGCCGAGCCGGGCGGAGGGUGCGCCGCAGGCUGUGCGCGGCCGGGUCCUGAGCCGGCUGGAUGCCUUGGCCGGGGACAGGCAGGAGCUGGAGAGGCAGCCUGUGGGCCAGGUGCAGACCCUGGAGGACAAGUUCCAGCUGAAGAUCCGGGAGCUACAGGCCAUCCACGAGGAGGAGCUGCGGGCCCUGCAGCAGCACUACUCCCAGACGCUGCGGUGCCUGCAGGAGACCCUGCACCGCUACCAGGGGCGGCCCCCUGCCGCCCCAGCAGCCCACGGCCCCCCGUCCCCCAGCCGGCCAGCUGAGGCGGGGGCCGACUCCGUGAUGGGGCUGAAGGAGCGCGUCCAGGAGUUGGAGGCCCAGGUGGACGUCCUGCGGGAAGCGCUGGAGCACCAGGGCCUGGCGGGUGGCGCGGCCUCACUGCGGGAAGAGCGCCAGAGGGCCUUGGAGAGCCUCAAGGCCACGUGCGAGCGAGGGUUUGCAGCCAUGGAAGAAACACACCAGAAGAAGAUCGAAGACCUGCAGAGGCAGCACCAGCGGGAACUGGAGAAACUGCGGGAGGAGAAAGACCGCCUCCUGGCUGAGGAGACCGCGGCCACCAUCUCAGCCAUCGAAGCCAUGAAGAAUGCCCACCGUGAGGAGAUGGAACGGGAGCUGGAGAAGAGCCAGCGGUCCCAGAUCAGCAGUGUCAACGCGGACAUCGAGGCCCUGCGGCGGCAGUACCUGGAGGAGCUGCAGUCUGUGCAGCGCGAGCUGGAGGUCCUCUCCGAGCAGUACUCGCAGAAGUGCCUGGAGAACGCCCACCUGGCCCAGGCGCUGGAGGCCGAGCGGCAGGCCCUGCGGCAGUGCCAGCGCGAGAACCAGGAGCUCAACGCCCACAACCAGGAGCUGAACAACCGCCUGGCUGCCGAAAUCUCACGGCUACGGACGCUGCUGACCGGGGACGCUGGUGGCGAGGCCGCUGGGUCACCUCUCACGCAGGGCAAGGACGCCUAUGAGUUAGAGGUCUUACUGCGGGUCAAGGAAUCAGAAAUUCAGUACCUGAAACAGGAGAUCAGCUCCCUCAAGGAUGAGCUACAGACGGCGCUGCGGGACAAGAAGUACGCUAGUGACAAGUACAAGGACAUCUACACAGAGCUCAGCAUCGUGAGGGCGAAGGCCGACUGUGACAUCAGCAGGCUGAAGGAGCAGCUGAAAGCCGCGACCGAAGCACUGGGUGAAAAGUCACCGGAAAACACCCCCGUGUCCGGAUACGAUAUAAUGAAGUCUAAAAGCAACCCUGACUUCUUGAAGAAAGACAGAUCCUGUGUCAGCCGACAGCUCAGAAGCAUCAGGUCCAAGAGUCUGAAGGAAGGCCUGACGGUGCAAGAUCGCCUGAAGCUCUUUGAGUCCAGGGACCUGGAGCGCGACUAGCUGCUCCCCUGCAGCUGAGACGCAGCCUCCCUGGCCCGCGGCCGCCGCCCUCGCCUGCACCUUCGAUUUCUGUUACCGUUAUCGUUGUUAUCGUCCUCAGUAACUGCGGUAUGGAUGCGUGAGAGACUGGUCUGUGGGCUGCUCACAUCACUCCCUGUUGUGUUUAUCGAAGCUUUUCCCCAUGGUUGUCUAUGACCAGCCCAGCCGAGGGGCCGAGCGCCCGAGCGCACGCGGCUCUCCCCCGUCGCCCCCGUGCUCACGUCAGUAUUAAGGCCCAGCAGCCUGUGAUAAGCUAGCUCUGUCUCGCCCAGUGCGCGGUGGGGUCAGGGCCCGGGCGGGUCCCUGGGAGAGAACCGGCCAUGAGGCGUGGAGGCGUGUGCUGCGGUCCCAGCGCUGACAGCUGGUAGCCUGCGGCGGGGGAGUGUGGCCUAGAACCUUGGAUGUACCACCUUUGGGCUUCAGAGGAGAACAGCAUUUUGUAUUUGUUCCACUAAUGCCGCUUAGAACCACACCCCAGAUACUCGUGGUAAACCUUUCACAACCUGGAAAAUGUUGAAAGCAGCCAUUCCUAUUUUUGUUUGUUUUUUAUUAAAUCUUGCACAAAACCA
This is a messenger RNA of Eubalaena glacialis (North Atlantic right whale), 7884 nucleotides long. RefSeq names its product myosin phosphatase Rho interacting protein (gene MPRIP). Gene Ontology annotation, cellular component: actin cytoskeleton. The transcript has 24 exons. Gene Ontology annotation, biological process: actin filament organization. Gene Ontology annotation, molecular function: actin filament binding. Lineage: Eukaryota; Metazoa; Chordata; Mammalia; Artiodactyla; Balaenidae. The coding region runs from base 95 to 7276 and encodes 2393 amino acids. The record is from RefSeq and is a predicted model, not a curated record.